UCCUCAGACAGUCCAAUCCCCUGAGACACAAGAUCUAUACACCUCAAAGUGUCGAGUUCCUCCCUUGAUCCUAUGUUGUAUCAUGAAGAAAAGCCCCUGGAGUCCCUUCAACCUGACUUCUAUAGAUUUGUGUGUCAAGAUCAAUGUGUUAAUUUACCUUCACUGGCCUACUGCUUGACCACUUUGGCCUGAUCCUCUUUAACUAUUCAAUUCCCUCAACUGCCAGUGAAAUACUCAGCAGCCAUGGCCUUAGAUCAGUGGCCCUACCUCCCAGCUUCCCCAAACAUCUCCAUCCCCGAGCCCCUCUUGUACGACAGCUACAUCCAGGGCAACGAGUCCGAUCUCGACCCCAACAUCACCAAAGCAAGCGAGCCUCACCAGGACAAGACGAGCUCCGUGGUCAUCACGUUCAUCUACUUCGUGGUGUGCGCGGUGGGACUGUGCGGGAACACCCUGGUCAUCUACGUCAUCCUGCGCUACGCCAAAAUGAAGACGGUGACCAACAUCUACAUCCUGAACCUGGCGGUGGCGGACGUGCUGUGCAUGAUGAGCCUGCCGUUCAUCGCCCUGCAGCUGGCGCUGGUGCACUGGCCUUUUGGAGAGGCUCUCUGCAGGGUGAUCAUGACUGUAGACUCUCUGAAUCAGUUCACCAGUAUCUUCUGUCUGAUGGUGAUGAGCAUCGAUCGAUACCUGGCUGUGGUCCACCCUAUUAAAUCCACAAAAUGGCGAAAGCCCCGUGUAGCCAAACUCAUUAACCUCACGGUAUGGGGCGUGUCGCUGUUAGUCAUCCUGCCAACUCUGAUCUUCAGCGGCUUGAACAAGGUGCCAGUGUGUGGGAUCGUGUGGCCGGAGCCCCAGGACGUCUACUACACUGCCUUCAUAUUCUACACCUUCUUCAUUGGAUUCUUCCUGCCUCUGGCAGUCAUAUGCCUGUGCUACCUGCUCAUUAUAGUCAAGGUGAAGUCAUCUGGGAUGCGAGUGGGUUCGACCAAGCGUAAGCGUUCGGAGCGGAAGGUGACGCGGAUGGUGUCCAUCGUGGUGGCGGUGUUUGUCCUCUGCUGGCUGCCCUUCUACGUCUUCAACGUGACCUCGGUCACCAGCUCCAUCAACCCCACCUCGGCCGUGAAGAGCACGUUCGACUUCGUCGUCGUGCUCGGCUACGCCAACAGCUGCGCCAACCCCAUCCUGUACGCCUUCCUGUCUGACAAUUUCAAGAAGAGCUUUCAGAACGUGCUGUGCUUGAAGAAGGUGGCGGGCCUGGACGAGAUCGAGCGCAGCGACAGCAGGGCGGACAGGAGCAGGAUGGUCAACGAGGCCAUGAUCAUCUCCGCCAACCUGGAGGCGCACAACGCCGCCCUGCUCAACGGGGAGCUGCAGACCAGCAUCUGAAGCGUAAAGAGGCGGCGGUAACUCAGCCGGGACGGAGGGAGAGAUUG
Salarias fasciatus (jewelled blenny) is the source of this 1436-nucleotide messenger RNA. Its product is annotated as somatostatin receptor type 2-like. Gene Ontology annotation, biological process: cellular response to glucocorticoid stimulus; cellular response to estradiol stimulus; neuropeptide signaling pathway. The coding region runs from base 244 to 1389 and encodes 381 amino acids. Gene Ontology annotation, molecular function: neuropeptide binding; somatostatin receptor activity. Gene Ontology annotation, cellular component: plasma membrane; neuron projection. The transcript has 3 exons. The record is from RefSeq and is a predicted model, not a curated record. Lineage: Eukaryota; Metazoa; Chordata; Actinopteri; Blenniiformes; Blenniidae.